Molecule: messenger RNA, 4867 nt
Organism: Conger conger (European conger)
Lineage: Eukaryota; Metazoa; Chordata; Actinopteri; Anguilliformes; Congridae
Gene: hdac6
Product: histone deacetylase 6
Exons: 28
Coding region: 113-3466 (1117 amino acids)
Biological process (GO): chromatin organization
Cellular component (GO): histone deacetylase complex
Molecular function (GO): histone deacetylase activity; zinc ion binding
Source: RefSeq, a predicted model, not a curated record
GCUUUGGAUUUUUUUUGUGUAAAGUAUAAUUCCUUCCGUUUUCAGAAAAAACGCGAUCCGUUUCACAUACAGUGACAAGGACCCAUCAUUUUGUGGGAAAGUUUGAUCCAACAUGGAUUCCAAUCCAGACCCCCCAGGGUCCCGGGUGCUCAGAGGCUCCGUCCGCUCUCCCAGGUCACCUGACUCCAUGUCAAAAAAGAAAAGCAACAAGCCUGCAAGCAAAAAGCAGAGUCUACAGGAGGCCAGGAAGAAAGGAAGGAUGGACAGAAGCAAAGGAGAGGACGAGAUGAUCAACCAGCUGAAAGACCUGGACCUACGUAGCAAGCCAAAAGCCACUGGGACAGGCCUGGUCUACUCUGACGCCUUCAGUCGCUUCCAUUGCCUCUGGGACAGCAGCCAUCCAGAAUGUCCGGAAAGAGUGACCACCGUAAUGGAGCAGCUGGAGAAGGAGGGGCUUCUCUCCCGCUGUGUACGGGUGGAGGCCAGGACUGCUACAGAAGACGAGCUCCUUCUGGUGCAUACGAAAGAGUACAUAGAGCUGAUGAAGUCCACACCCAAGAUGGCUGAGAGUGAGCUCAGAAUGCUCUCUGACACAUACGACUCUAUUUACAUCCAUCCUGAGUCCUUUCUCUGUGCCACUCUGGCUGCUGGGUCCGUCCUGGAGCUCAUUGACAAAGUGAUGACAUCAGACCUGAGAAACGGAUUCUCUGUGGCUAGACCUCCAGGUCACCAUGCACAUGUUGAUAAGAUGAACGGUUACUCCAUGUUCAAUAACCUGGCCAUCGCGGCUCGCUAUGCCCAGAGACGACACGGCCUAGAGCGAGUUCUGAUUGUGGACUGGGAUGUGCAUCAUGGUCAGGGUAUCCAGUAUAUUUUUGAGGAGGAUCCCAGCGUGCUGUACUUCUCCAUGCACAGAUAUGAAGAGGGCUCGUUCUGGCCCCACCUGCCUGAGUCUGACAGCAGCGCUGUGGGCACAGGGGACGGUCAAGGCUACAACAUCAACGUGCCGUGGAACAGGAUUGGAAUGAAAGAUGGAGAUUAUAUUUCAGCCUUUCAGCAGCUCCUUCUGCCGGUGGCUUAUGAGUUCCAGCCACAGUUGGUGCUUGUGGCAGCUGGCUUUGACUCUGUCAUUGGAGAUUUCAAGGGGGAGAUGGCUGCCAGUCCUCAGUGCUUCUCUGUGUUGACCCACCUGCUGCAAGGUCUGGCUCAGGGCAGGUUGGUGCUGGCCCUGGAGGGUGGAUAUAACCUGCAGUCCACUGCUGACGGAGUGUGUGCGUCUGUGAGGUCACUGCUGGGAGACUCCUGCCCUCCCCUGGAGAGUCCAGGGGCCCCCAGUGAGAGUGCUCUGAAGUCAAUAUCACAGACCAUCUCAGCUCUUUACCCCUUCUGGACCAGCCUGCAGGUCCUGGAAGGGGGUCUGCUCGCAGAGGGUGACCCCAUGACCCUCACGGUGCAGAACAGGCCCAGUGAAGGUUUGUGGGAACGCCCCGCCCAGAUCACAGGGCUGGUGUAUGACCAGAGGAUGAUGGAGCACCACAACAUGUGGGACAGCCAUCACCCAGAGCUCCCGCAGAGAAUCUCGCGCAUCUUCAGCAGGCAUGAGGACCUGGGCCUGGUCUCCCGGUGUCUCCGCAUUCCUGCCCGCCUGGCCACAGAGGAGGAGCUGGCCAUGUGCCACAGCCCAGAGCACAUUGCCAGGAUCAAGUCUACUGAGGGCAUGAAGCCGAGGGACCUCCACAGACUGGGGAAGGAGUACAACUCCAUCUACAUCAGCGCUGAGAGCUACAGGAGCGCCCUGUUAGCUGCUGGAGCCUGCUUUAACGCAGCACAAGCUCUAAUGACUGCACAGGUGAGGAACGCAGUGGCCAUAGUUCGCCCCCCCGGGCACCACGCAGAGAAGGACGCUGCCUGUGGGUUCUGCUUCUUCAACACGGCGGCCCUGACCGCGCGCUACGCCCAAACCCUGGCCCAGAGGCCCCUCCGCGUCCUCAUCCUGGACUGGGACAUCCACCACGGGAACGGCACGCAGCACAUGUUUGAGGAGGAUGACAGUGUGCUGUAUAUAUCACUCCAUCGCUAUGACAACGGACUGUUCUUCCCGUCUUCGUAUGAUGCAGACUUUGAUAGGGUGGGGCAGGGCAAGGGGCGGGGCUUUAAUGUCAACAUUCCCUGGAACGGCGGGAAGAUGGGCGACUCGGAGUACCUGGCGGCAUUCCACACGGUGGUCAUGCCCAUCGCCAGACAGUUUGACCCAGAGCUGGUGCUGGUGUCUGCAGGGUUCGACGCAGCGCGGGGGGACCCCCUGGGUGGGUACCAGGUGACCCCAGAAGGGUACGCCCACCUGACCCACCUGCUGAUGAGCCUGGCGGCUGGAAGAGUGCUGCUGAUUCUAGAGGGAGGCUACAACCUCACAUCCAUUUCAGACUCCAUGUCCAUGUGCACCAGCGUGUUGCUAGGAGACCUGCCCCCCUCCCUGCCCACCCUGCCACCCCCUCAGCUGAAAGCAGAGAUCGCCAUCAACUCCGUCCUGCGCACACACGCCCCCUACUGGAGCUCCCUGAGAAUACAGAUUCCAGAGUCUCUGUGUCUGUCUCUGCCCAGCCCCAGAGGUAAACGCACUUCCGCAGGCAAGGGCAAGAAGUACCCGAAAAAGGGGACCCCAGCCAGAACCCCAGGGCAAGAAUGCCCUCCCAUCACCCCUCAGCCAGAAGUAGCAGCGUCUCCAGCACUGCCCCCUGUUGGACAGGAGGAAGAAUGCCUGCAGGACAUCACACAGGGCCUGCUCUCUCUGGACCUGGAUCAACCCGCUUCCGCCAGUCACAGUCCUGCCUCAGUGCCUGUGGGAGGGGCUAGGCCAAAGGUGAAGCCCGCCCCUCACCCGAGUCCAGCAGGAGCUGAAAAGUCACCUGCCCAGGUGUUUCCUGGGAAGCGCGAGGGGGAAGAGGGUGUGCCUGGGGUCUCGCUCCAGCAACAGUCCGGGGAGCAGUCGUACCCCGAGCCGGCCUCCAGCGCUGCUGCAGUCGGAGCACAGGAGAGUACAGCCCUGGAUGGGGCGUCUGGUUGGUCCAAGCCUUCAAACGAUCAGCCUGUCUUUGAGCUCUUCUGUGGAGCCCAGAACAUGGACGGGGAGACCAUGUUUGUGGUGGAACCCUUGUCGUGGUGUCCUCACCUGGAGGCGGUUGGCCCACUGCCUGCUGGGAAAAUAGACGUGUUCCUGCCGUGUGAAGACUGUGGUACCGACGCAGAGAACUGGAUCUGUCUCUGCUGCUACAAGGUGUUCUGUGGCCGCUAUGUAAACCAGCACAUGGUGACUCAUGGUUUGGUUACGGAACAUCCUCUGGUCCUCAGCUUCUCAGACCUGUCUGUCUGGUGCUACGCCUGCGAGGCCUACGUCCACAACAAGGUGCUAUAUGAAGCCCGAAAUGCUGCUCAUCAAUCCAAGUUUGGAGAAGACAUUCCUGACUAGUCCUGGAGACUGAAGAGAGGGAGAGUCUGUGUGAGAGAGAGGAGGAACUGAGAGAGUGAGCGAAAGAAGGGUGGAAUGGACAGAAAAGUAUAUGAGAUUAGAUGGAAUCUGGACCAUGCCAGCUCUAUAGGGUAAUGCGUGAUUGGCUGUUGUGUUGCCCAGGGUAUGAGAGGGUUGAGUUGGUUAGAGUUUCACAUUUUAUGGCUAUCUAGCACCCCCCACUGGUCAUUUUGGCACCUGCGGACUGCAUGCGAAAGCUACACAUGAAUGGUCCUCCUCUGACUCCACUCUGCGAGCUUUGCUGCAGUCUGCAGUGUGAAAAGAAGCAGUUCUUGACACCAAGUGUUUUGGUGGAGAAGUGCGGAAAUGUAUGCUCUACAGAACUAUAGGACAGUGCAAAAUGGGGUGGGAAUUGAAGAUGCUGGGCCCUACGUUGGGUGCUAAAUAAAAAUAAAAAAACUUGUUGAUGAAUCCAGCUGUUGUACUGUAGAAAAAGCAGUGCCUUCAACACAACUCUGGCCCCUCCUCUUUCUUUGUCAUGUGACCACCUCUGACCUGCCAAUCACCGACCUCAACAGCAAGUGCCCACAUCAAGCACAUCUGGCAGGACAGGAAUGCUCAAAAUGUCAUUUUCAGUUAUAAUUGUUUUAAAAUGUUUGAUUUGUGGUUGAAAAUGUGAUUUUUCUCAGUUAAUAAUUGGGGGUUCUUUGCCAAAACCGAGGUUAUUUGCCAAAUACUUUGAAUAUUUUCCAUCAUUCUAACAGAGGAGUGUAAUACUGCAGCUAAUGUUGAAAACUAUGGAUGUUUUCAUCUUUAAGGGUGCAUCUUCUGUCCUUUCUGAGUGAGGCAGAAUAAUCAAUAAUGUUUAAAUGCAGAAGCCACUUGUAAGCAGUGGUUCCUGUUUAAUCACCAGCAAAAGGGAAUAUUUGUAUCAGCCAUCUUUUUGAUGAAUCUGUCUAGAUUGAAUAUAAAGGUUAAGCAACCUGGCAAACUAGAUAGGAAAUGCUGUAUUGUAUAAACUGCAGGAGAGCAUUUUCAUAACUCACUCACAAACUGUCACCUUGAGCCUCAUGCCAGAUAGCAUAGAAAAUCUCUAAAAGCAAAAAGACUUCCGAGCAAUACAGUGCAAUACUACCUUGUUCUUUGUUAUGCUUAAUAUUAAUAUUAAUAUUAAAUAUAUUAUUGGGAUGUGUGUCCUCUCUUGUUCAUGUACCUGAUGCACACAAAUGUUUUUACUUUAUCUAUUUGAUAUGAUACUUUUAUAUAAUGCCAAUCACUGUAAUUUAUGCUUUGUUAUUUCUGGAAAUUAAUCUUUUGUAUGUCAAUGUCAUAACUGUUUUCCUUGUGCUGUUUUCAGUUUAUACUUUGAUACUGAAUGUCAAUAUAACUGGAUAUAAAACA